AUGCCGGACUCGAAAUCUUCUUCCUUUCACCCUGCCCUUGCAGUUUCUAAUAUCAGAAACUUCAUACCGGUUGUUCUUGAGACAGAAAACGUUCAAUACGGAACAUGGGCGGAACUUUUCAAAAUUCAUGCUCGGUCUCACCGAGUUAUCCAUCACAUCAUCAAACCCGAGGCUGGUAAAGGGCCGAAGGCUCCCUCUACCGAUGAUGAGAAAGAACUUUGGUCGACUCUUAACGCGACCGUUCUUCAAUGGAUAUAUUCGAUUAUUUCGAAUGACCUUCUAACCACCAUCCUUGAACCGGACUCUACUGCUAUGGCAGCUUGGGAUCGCCUUCAUGACAUUUUUCAAGAUAAUUAG
Molecule: messenger RNA, 357 nt
Organism: Beta vulgaris subsp. vulgaris (sugar beet)
Lineage: Eukaryota; Viridiplantae; Streptophyta; Magnoliopsida; Caryophyllales; Amaranthaceae
Exons: 1
Coding region: 1-357 (118 amino acids)
Source: RefSeq, a predicted model, not a curated record